GAGCACCGGGCGGUUAAUAUUGUUCUCCGAACGAAAACAGUUGACAUGCGGACCUGACGGAAGAGAUGUCACCAUAUGUCUGAACCUCGUUCUAUAAAUCAGAACCCUUCAGCACUUCGAAUCGUGAACUGUGAAACGAGCCCUACUCACCAAUGUCCCUCUUCUCCUUAGCAUUCGCUUCCAUCCUCGCAGUCGCUUUGCUUCGCUGGUGGUUAAAACGCAUUUCUGUUAAACAUGUCGAGGGACCACCGUCUGCCUCUUUCUGGCUAGGCCAUGAGCUUGUCCUUCGCAGUCAAGAUGAAUUUGGCGAUCUCGAAACGAAAUGGCGCAGUGAGUAUGGCACCAUCUACCGCAUUAGAGGUUGUUUUGGUCAAGACCUUCUGGUAGUAUCCGACCCCAAGGCCUUCGAACACAUUUUCCAUACCUCACGUCCUUAUCCCAAGACUUCGGACACAAACUUUAUCUUUGGUCUCAUCCUUGGAGGGACCGAAGGGCUCAUUGUAGUCGAAAAGGAUGUCCAUCGUCGACAACGCAAGAUCCUGAAUCCGGCGUUCUCUCCUGCUAAUCUGCGGGAUUAUCAGGUUAUAUUCCAACGGUGCAGCGAUAAGGUUGUAAACGCCAUGAAAAUCUCUACCGGUACUGGCGAAAAAAUCGACGUUGUCGAUUGGAUGGGCAAGGUCUCGCUUGAUAUAAUCGGCCUAAGUGCUUUUCGAUACGAUUUCGGAUCACUGGACGGUCAAGAUACUGAGUUGGGGGAAGCGAUGAAGCACCUAUUCACGGCCUCGCAGUCCGAUCCAUCCGCUCUAGAACUCAUGGUUGUAGCCCUGAUACGAAUGCUUCCGCAUUCCGUGUUGAAGAUUCUCAAGUUGUGUCAGACCCGAGAAACUCGCCAGCUGGCCAGUGUAGGAGAAACAGCAAGAAAGAUUGCUCGAGAGAUCUUGGCUGCCCAAGCUAAACUCGGGGUGCAGGAUGAGUUGGAUAAGGACAUUGUUGAUAUUCUAACGAGGGCACGUCUUACCGGACAAAUGUCGGAUGAUGAAAUUGAGCUCCAGUUUAUGACGUUUCUAAUUGCCGGGCAUGAGACAACAAGCGCGACCCUGUCCUGGUUGCUGUACGAACUCGCCGCACAUCCCGAGCACCAAUCCAUAAUACGCGAAGAAGUAAAGCACUCAUAUCACAAUGACUAUGAUUCUCUGCCAUUUUUGAACGCUGCAAUCAAAGAAGUUCUUCGGUUUCAUCCCAUGGUGCAUGCACCUAUGCGUACUGCUCCUUAUGACGACAUUUUGCCUCUUUCGGGGUCUAAGACACUGACAAUUCCCAAGGGACAGACACUUCUUUGUUCCGUGUACUCGUACAACCGUCUGCCGUCCAUCUGGGGUGAUGACGCAGAAAAAUGGAAUCCAUCUCGAUUCCUCGAGAAGAGUAUCCCUGUGUCAUUGGGAGUCUAUGCCAAUUUGAUGACGUUCAGUAGUGGCUCUCGUUCGUGCAUCGGGUGGCGAUUUGCUGUCAUGGAGAUGCAAACAAUUCUAGCGAACCUCAUUCAAAACUUUGAAUUCAGUUUGCCGGAGGGCACGGUAAUACAGCAGUUCCCUGGCUCACAGGCGAUUGUGCCUGUCGUGAAAGGUGAAGCGCAUCUGGGUUCUCGGGUUCCUUUAAGGAUUAGAAGUUUGGAGUAGCUGACGCGCUCACUCUAUCCGAGUAUAGAUAGACCCCAAUAAAUAGC
Messenger RNA from Desarmillaria tabescens, 1723 nucleotides. RefSeq names its product cytochrome P450. Gene Ontology annotation, molecular function: oxidoreductase activity, acting on paired donors, with incorporation or reduction of molecular oxygen; monooxygenase activity; iron ion binding. The transcript is spliced from 15 exons. The record is from RefSeq and is a predicted model, not a curated record. The coding region runs from base 153 to 1676 and encodes 507 amino acids. Lineage: Eukaryota; Fungi; Basidiomycota; Agaricomycetes; Agaricales; Physalacriaceae.